Apis florea (little honeybee) is the source of this 1280-nucleotide messenger RNA. RefSeq lists its product as uncharacterized. NCBI's taxonomy places the organism in Eukaryota, Metazoa, Arthropoda, Insecta, Hymenoptera, Apidae. The record is from RefSeq and is a predicted model, not a curated record.
UAUUAACUUACUCAAGAUGCAUGUUGAUUGAAGCAGAUCUCUUGCAGAAGGUGGAUAUCCAAUUUGUCGAUAAAAUUCAAAAACACAAUUCAUAGGCUGCUCUUCCAAUUUGUGAAGAUGAAAUUAAAGAAAUGGAACCAAUUGUUUUUCAUACUCCUGCAAUUUAUAAUACUAAAGUAAAAAUUCAUAAUUGGCAAAUGCAUACAUUAGCAGAACCCAGAGAUAACAAAGAGAUAUUUCCACCGAAAGGGAAUCUCCAUUUAUCAUCGUAUAAAAGAUUGGGUCCAGGAGAUAUUUGUACAGGAAUUUCAGAAACACAAGCCAUGUUAUCACAAAUAGAAUUAAAAGAUCAAUAUGAACCAAUUAUUCCGCAUCGUGUUUUACAUAAAAUGAAGAAACUUGUAGAAGAGGUGCCUGAAGAAGAAGAACCUACGUUAACAGAUAUAUUGUACGAUGCCGAAGAAGCUCGUAGGAUGGAUUAUCGUACGACAUCAGAAUGUCAUUACAGAUUACCCUAUCCCAUGAAACCUAGAGCAUUACCACGACCACCAGAACCGGAACCAUGGUUGUUGCAUCGACGAACUAUUGGAUACAGUCUGGAAGAAUUGGAAAGGCGAAAGGGGAUAAACGUGUUUCUGGAUGAUAACAUGGAACUCCAUCAACAGGUCGCAAAUAUAAAAUCAAAAAAGCAUAAAUUGCAUUCAUUUCGAGAUUAUAGUUUUCCAGAAAACAAUUAUGUCGAUGAAAAAGAGUGCACUCGACGAGUUACUGAUAAGAUUGAAGAAGAAGAACCCACUGAUCAAAUCGAAAAGGUUAAUGAACAGAUUGAUUCUUCUGAUGUGAAAGAGUGCAGUCAACAAAUUACUAGUCAGAUUCAGCAAGUUACCGAUUCUCCUGAUGUAAAAGAAUUACUGGUGAUUCAAGAAACUACUGAUUCCUCUAAAGUGAAAGAGUGCGAUCUAGAAAUUACUGAUCAAGUUCACGAAGCUAAUGAUUCUUCUGAUAUAAAAGAGUGCAAUGAGCAAAUUACUGGACAAAUUCAAGAAGUUAUUGAUUCUUCUAACAUAGAACAAAGCAAUCCACAAAUUACCGAUCAGACUCGAGAAGCUACUGAUUCUUCUAAUGUAGAACAAACCAAUCCACAAAUUACCGAUCAGAUUCAAGAGACUACUGAUUCUUCUAAUGUAGAACAAAGCAAUCUACACAUUGUUGAUCAGACUCGAAAAGCUAAGGAUUAUAUUGUGAAAGGGUGUAAAAUGGAUGUAAUGGAUGAAAUGUAG